AUGGUCUCGUAUUAUAGUCACAGUAAUGUUAGAUUUUCGGAUGAAGAUGAAUGCUUUAAACAGCCAGUUGUAGCAGCACCAGUUCCAGAAGUGGCAUCAACAGUUUCUGGAUUGGUGCCAAAUCAGGUUGGGGCUGUGGAUGGAGUGAGUGGAGAAAACCUGCAUCUUCUUCCUGAUUGGUGGACUUUCUGGCAUCAUCAGCGGUACACUGCCAAUGAGUGGAUCGCCAUAAACAAAGAGAUGAAUGCCGAAAAGGACGAGAACGUCGACGAGGCCGAAAAUAAGGAAGAUACUGAAGAAAAAGACAACGAGGAGAAAGCGAUUGAGGAAGAGAAGAAGAAUCGGUUCUCAGUGAUGCAAAACCAGUACCUUGAGGGCACUAAUCCGGUUAGUUUUCCCAAGUAUGGAGCACCGGAUGAGGCGCAGACAAUGGUAAUAGACAGCGUUGAACAAUUCUGGCAGUGCGAGUCGAACUUGAAGUCAGUUGAAAAGUUGCCUCAGGGUGCAGAGUUGUUUUUCUUUAAGGACGGCAUUAAGCCAAUGUGGGAAGACCCGAGAAAUGUGAAGGGAGGACGUUGGUCGUUUUUCUUCACGAUUAGUGCCCAUGGGGAAAAACGUCAGGAGUCACUUAAGCGAGUUGGAAUGAUUUGGGAGCGGAUAAUCAUGAAACUUGCCUGUGGAACGUUUAUUCCGGCCGAUAACCACUACCAGGAGAUAAUUGAGCGGGAGGUGUGUGGAGCCAUAUUGAGUAUUCGGGCGUCAAAGGCGAUCAUUUCGAUUUGGAACACGCACAUUGAGUACGAGAAGUAUGUUUCAGACUUGAUGAACUUGUAUCGGGCCGAGACUGCAAGACUUAGGCGUGCUUUGAGGGAGGAUCAGGGAGGGGAAGAUGGAGAAGAAGUGGAUUCUGGACUUGCAGAUGCAGAGAAAGUCAGAGAGUCGUCUUUUUCGGAUGUGGCAAGAGUGGUGUCUCGUAUGUUGCACAGAGACUCGGGUGAAGACGAAGAAGAGGUUAAGCCGGCAUUAAACCGGGAUGUGGACCCUACGGCAGAUGCGGAAUCAGAUGUGAAUGAGGAUAAUCAGGCAGAAGAUGUGCAGAAGGUGCUCAAGUCACCACAUUUCACAGGAUUAACACCAUUCAUGAUCCGUAGAGGCAUCUGUGAUUCGAUGCUGCGUAAUGUGGCGGAGGUGGACAACAUACUGAAGACAGGCGAGAACCCAAUCACUGCAAAUGUGACAGAGUUGAAGCACAGAACUGCAAACAUGAGGCUACAGUACAAGCGGCACUUCAACCACGGGAAGGCAAGUGGUGAGACUUACUACGAGGUUCCGGGUGAGAGUGGUUCGAACCCAGGUGCCGGCAGUAACAGCAAUGGCAGCAAUGGCUACAGAAACCACAAUUACAGAGGCAGCCGGGAAAACAACAACGGCAAUAACAAUACCGGAAGCAGGGAAGGAAACGAUGGAACGUUUAAUUUCCACCGCAGGCACCGGUAUAUUCGGCAUGGCGAUAAUGGAGCAAAUGAGAGAGAAAGCGGUGGCAGUAAGGAAUCGGCAUUAAGUGAGGAAUCGACAGGUGGCAGAAGGCAGGACUCUGAUCACGUGUUCUCGUUUAGGAGAAGAAAACACUACCAACCAGCAGUGAAAAAUUCUGGGGAAGAUGGUGAAUCUGGUGCCGAGAACGAUGAAUUUGUCGUUCAGGGAAGAAGGGCGGGCAAUUUUGGCCGUUGGAGGAGGAAAAACGGCUCGAACGGCAACCAGAGAAAUGAUAAAGGAUUGAAUUCGAGAAAUAACAACCACACAAAUAAUAGCAACCCAAGUUCAGGAGCCGAAGUCUUUGAGAGCAGCAAUCAAAGCAACUCGUUUGCAUCUUUGGGAAAACAGCGUAAGCGGCUCGAGAUCAAGGAGGAUGGAAAGCUGAUUGGUGAAGUGAAUAUGCUCAGUUUUGGCUCUCGCAGAAGACGGCUACUGCAAAAGCAGCAUACUGCAGGAAGCAAGGAAUGA
Molecule: messenger RNA, 2004 nt
Organism: Brettanomyces bruxellensis
Lineage: Eukaryota; Fungi; Ascomycota; Pichiomycetes; Pichiales; Pichiaceae
Exons: 2
Coding region: 1-2004 (667 amino acids)
Biological process (GO): translational initiation
Cellular component (GO): cytoplasm; eukaryotic translation initiation factor 4F complex
Molecular function (GO): RNA 7-methylguanosine cap binding; translation initiation factor activity
Source: RefSeq, a predicted model, not a curated record